Thalassophryne amazonica is the source of this 402-nucleotide messenger RNA. RefSeq names its product aspartate aminotransferase, cytoplasmic-like. NCBI's taxonomy places the organism in Eukaryota, Metazoa, Chordata, Actinopteri, Batrachoidiformes, Batrachoididae. Bases 1 to 402 code for a protein of 133 amino acids. Gene Ontology annotation, biological process: L-aspartate biosynthetic process. Gene Ontology annotation, cellular component: cytosol. The transcript has 3 exons. The record is from RefSeq and is a predicted model, not a curated record. Gene Ontology annotation, molecular function: pyridoxal phosphate binding; L-aspartate:2-oxoglutarate transaminase activity.
AUGUGGUGCAUAAAUAAGGUGUUGUGCUGCUUUGUGUACUGUACUGAUGAGAGCCAGCCCUGGGUGCUGCCCGUGGUGAAGAAGGUGGAGCGGCUGAUUGUGGAGGAUGACAGUCUGAACCAUGAGUACCUGCCCAUCCUGGGCCUGCCCGAGUUUCGCUUUGCUGCCUCCAAAGUUGCCCUGGGAGACGACAGCGCUGCCAUUAAGGAGAACAGGGUGGGAGGAGUCCAGUCUCUGGGCGGGACAGGUGCUCUGAAAAUCGGUGCAGAGUCCCUGCGGAAGUGGUACAACAGUGUCAACAACGCAGCCACGCCCAUCUACGUCUCAGCGCCCACAUGGGAAAAUCAUAAUGAUGCUGUCGACAGUAUAUUCAGGGUUGGAUUAUGCAUUAGCAUAGCAUAG